Messenger RNA from Pomacea canaliculata, 1190 nucleotides. RefSeq names its product guanine nucleotide-binding protein subunit beta-2-like 1. The transcript is spliced from 7 exons. The record is from RefSeq and is a predicted model, not a curated record. Gene Ontology annotation, molecular function: ribosome binding; translation regulator activity; protein kinase C binding. Gene Ontology annotation, biological process: positive regulation of protein phosphorylation; rescue of stalled cytosolic ribosome. Lineage: Eukaryota; Metazoa; Mollusca; Gastropoda; Architaenioglossa; Ampullariidae. Bases 117 to 1073 code for a protein of 318 amino acids. Gene Ontology annotation, cellular component: cytosol; nucleus.
GCAGUUGUGACCCCUCUCUUUCCUUUUCCGGUAAGCCGCACUUAUGGCUGGGUGAGGUUUGUGAACCUUCAUCAAUAAUCACGUAUCAUCAAGAUAUUAAAAAGAAAUAUUAAAGAAUGGCGCAAGAGCAGAUGACAUUGAGGGGUACCCUCCAAGGCCACAGUGGAUGGGUCACUCAAAUUGCGACAAAUCCUCAGUACCCAGAUAUUAUACUAUCUGCAUCCCGAGACAAGACUUUGAUUUUGUGGAAGCUUACUCGAGACGAGACCAACUAUGGUGUACCAUACAAGUCUCUUCAUGGACAUGGACAUUUCGUCAGCGAUGUUGUUCUCUCCUCUGAUGGCCAGUUUGCUCUUUCAUCAUCAUGGGACAAGACUCUUCGUUUGUGGGACCUUAUGGAGUGUAAGACAACUAGACGCUUUGUUGGCCAUGAAAAAGAUGUCAUGAGUGUAGCAUUCUCAGCUGACAACCGCCAAAUCGUUUCUGCUUCCCGGGACAAGACGGUCAAGCUGUGGAACACUCUUGGUGUCUGCAAGUACACCAUUCAGGAGGACACUCACAAAGAUUGGGUUUCAUGUGUGCGUUUUUCACCAAACGCUCAAAACCCCAUUAUCGUAUCAUGUGGCUGGGAUCGCAUUGUAAAGGUUUGGAACCUUACCAACUGCAAACUAAAGACCAACCACUAUGGCCACACACAGCCUCUUGACACAGUCACUGUGUCCCCUGAUGGCUCUCUUUGUGCAUCUGGUGGAAUGGAUGGUCAAGCCAUGCUGUGGGAUUUGAAUGAAGGCAAACAUCUGUACACGCUGGAUGGUGGUGAUGCCAUUCGUGCCAUGUGCUUCUCCCCCAAUCGCUACUGGCUGUGUGCCGCCACAGGUCCAUCCAUCAAAAUCUGGGACCUUGAAGGCAAAAUCAUUGUAGAUGAACUGAAACCCGACGUGAUGGCUGCAGGUCAUGGACGUGAACCUCCACUUUGCUUGUCUCUUGCCUGGUCUGCUGAUGGUCAAACACUGUUUGCUGGGUACAGCGACAAACUUAUCCGCGUCUGGCAAGUCUCCAUGGCUGCUCGUUAAGUGCAGCUUGCGUUUUCAGGAAAAUAAAGACUUUGCUUUGAAGUGUGGACAUGAGCUUCAGAAAAAUGUUCACCUGCUGUUAUUGCGCCACCUGAAUUAAAGCAAAUGGAGACACUG